Molecule: messenger RNA, 3928 nt
Organism: Angiostrongylus costaricensis
Lineage: Eukaryota; Metazoa; Nematoda; Chromadorea; Rhabditida; Metastrongylidae
Source: the annotation of a GenBank genome assembly
AUGUCUUUACGCCAUGACUGAUAUGGAAAAAGAGCUGUGUCCACGACUAAUAGAUUAUCUAGUUGUGGUUGGCAAGCGCAACAGAAUAUGGCACGUUUUCGUAUUCCAUAAGGUUUUAUUUAAACUAAGGUCCUGUCCAUUCGCUAAUCGUCUAUCCGGAAAUUUUGAGGAGGCAUGUAAUUUUUUAUAUAUAUCGUAUCAACGUUCAUUAUUGUGUUCUGUUAGGUAUCCAACGGAUGAUCACAAGGAUUUUCAUCUCCCUGCUGACGUCACUGUGUUCUGUCAACCUGAAGGAUGCGUUACGAUAAAUGCUCACAGCAGGCGUGGACAGUCAAGGGAUCCACAGUUCUUUGUUUUCAUGUUAACAGAGAAGGACUCAGCAAAAAUUAGAUAUGGUGUCUGCCUGAAUUUUUACCAGUGUUCGGAGAAGCGAAUAUUGAAUGCAGAUCGAAAAGCUAGCAGAACAGAAUGCGGCAAGAGAGGAAGAGACCAUGCAUUAACGUUGACUAGCUUGUGUUUUAUCUCUCAUCAUCCUUUUGUUUCAAUCUUUCACGACAUUCUUAUCCUACUGAAGCAAAUUAUUGAUAGCUGUAGUUAUCGAGCGGCACAACAAACGAACAUCAAGGACAUUGCGUGGUCUGUCUUAACGGGCCAUUGGCAUGAUGCGAUUCCUCCGGAAGCAAUGCGAGAAAUUAAAGAAAUCGAAACAUGGAUUCUGAUGCUUUUAAGUUCGCCUGUACCAGUGCCGGGGAAGACGAAAGUGCAGUUAGAGGUGAUGCCGGCGGAUAUUUCUCCUAUUUUCGAAUUUGCUUUACCUGAUCACACUCGUUUUUCGCUUGUCGAUUUCCCAAUUCAUCUUCCCUUUGAAUUGCUUGGAGUUGACGCGGCAGUUCGUGUUUUGGCAGCCAUUAUGCUUGAAUUUAAGGUCGUCAUUCAAUCCCGAAAUUAUAACGCUGUUAGUAUGUGCGUGCUGUCUCUAGUGCAUCUUUUGUAUCCUCUUGAAUAUAUGUUUCCAGUAAUACCUCUGCUACCUGCUUAUAUGCCAUCAGCAGAACAGCUUUUGCUAGCUCCGACCCCAUUUGUAAUUGGCGUUCCGGCUUCGUUUUUCGCCCACAAACGAAUUAAAGAAGUGCCAAGUGAUGUGAUUCUUGUGGACUUAGACUCCAAUCAAGUCACUGUUCCUGAUGAUCUAUUCAUUCCGAAUCUACCUGAGCCAGAUGUGACAACGUUGAAGAAUAGCCUGAUAGCAGCGCUGAGCUCAAUGAGCUUGAGAGCUGAUAACGAGUGUGAAGAAAACUUAGAAGCUUGUUAUGCUGUCGACGCUGACAUUGUAGACGUGUCGUGCCGAGUUGCAAUGGUGAAAUUCUUCAACUCACCCAAUGUGUUUGGGAAUUUCUCGGAACAUACUCGAACUCUGCGCCUAUAUCCUCGUCCAGUUGUCGCUUUACAAUCUGAAUCGUUUCUACGAAGUCGUCCUCAGUGUACUCAGUUCAUUACCGACCUAUGUAGGACGCAGGCAGUGGAGUAUUUUGCCGAAUGUUGUUUAUGUCCGAGAAACGAAACGUUUGUUCGUGUACAGGCGGGUAUCGACAAUCCCACUCAGAUUGGAGAUAAAGCUAAAUGGUUUAGCGAGUCACUGAUGCCUGUUCACUUCACUGUUUACCCAAACGCUUCUUCAUUAUGUUCUGCUUACUAUGCUUACGCACGAGACAAUGGCGGUGUGGAUUCCGAAAGUGACGACAAUGAAUCCAGAUCGAUUGAUAGCUCAUCAAGUAUCGACGAUUUAGUAUUCGACGGACCCGAAGAGGGUGUUGAACGGGAUAUCAUAAUCAAGCCUUUGGCCGAGGUAAACGACGUUUAUAGAGAGCCGUUAACUUUGGAAUUGCCACCUAACGACAGCGCUGCAUCUACUGGAAGCUCCAUCAGCAGUGGGAGGUCCAGUCCAACGUCGUCUCUUUCAGCCUCUGCCAUUGACAGCGAGGCAGAUUUUGCUAGACUUGCCGAAAAUCUUGCUUUAAAAUCGGAUUCUAAGAGGAAUUCCCUUAAAAUUUCUGUUAUUCUACUUGACGCUGCGGUUAUAAGGAGCGGAAGUGAAUCACAACGGAAGCAAAUUCAGGGCUUUCCGUCACUAACAGAUUCUGGCGAAAAGGUUUUGGGUCCGACAUUUAUGAGCGCAAUAAACGGAUGCGCAGAAAGGAGUCAAGAUAUUUUUAGCCAGGUACUAAAUAGAACAGCUCCUAAAGCACAAGCUUUACGUGAACGGACGAUGAGGCCACUAGCUGCCGCUGCUGCUACUAAGAUGGAGCAAAGUCAGCAUUUAGUGAAAAGGAAAACGACUAUUAAUCAAACUAGUACUCAAGCCGCUUCUCAACAAAGAUUGAUGGAAGAUGAGAGCCUUCGAGAAUUAGUGUGUUCGAAACUGAAUCUUGGGCUGGAGCAGAGGUUGACAGAUGAGGAAUAUGUGAAGGAAAUCGUGAGCUACCCUCGCUCAUCAAUCGAUUCUCCAUUUAGCCUUUACCACUUUUCAUCUAUUAAUCGGUCAAAUACGUUAUUUAAGACUUUGACAAGGGCGCAGUAUAAGGGCUAUGUUCGAGUGCUUCAAGCGUGCAUAGCAGGAAUUGAGGUAUAUCCCCGUGUUUGUUUCUCAGUCAACAAUUUCCAAGCUUUAUCAGGCGGUUCUUCUCAGGUCUCCUUUAAUAGUCCUGGCUGUUGUGGUUUAGCAAGUGUAUUCCACGUGCUUGAGAUAGCGCACACGCACUACUGGUGUAAGGGAAACGAAAUUACAUCUCCAUCUAGUUCUACUCCAAGUGCGAUACCACCAGCUAGCCUACCAGUUGAAAAAGCAGGACCACAGAAAGUGCCAACGAUGCCCUUUGAACCGAUACGACAUUACAUUUACCAGGAUUUAAUACUUCCUGCACAAAAUCCUCUUUGGCAGAAGAUGGUCUUCUGGGAGAAUGCAUUCGUUGACGUAGUGGCACAAGAACGAGAUAUUGUGGGAAUGGAUCAGGAGCCAUCAGAAAUGAUUGACAGAUAUGCUGCUCUAAGCGAUUUCGAGAAGAAAAGGCUAGAAUUAGAAGAAGAUCGCUUACUGUCUACGCUGUUGCAUAAUCUAACGGCUUACAUGAUCAUGUGUGGUACUGGACAGAAGGCGAUUCAACAGAAAAUACGUCGUCUACUUGGAAAAGCGCAUAUUGGACUUGUAUGUUCUAAGGAAAUUAACAAAUUAUUGGAUGAUUUGCCUCAGACGCAGGGAAAUCUAAUUCCUUUAAAACCACUCGGAAGUCGUUUAGUCCAAAAGCAUUCGUUCACGGUGUAUGCCGGAUCAAGUUCUCAAGACGAAAUGAUGUUCAUGGAAGUAAGUGGAACAUGUUUUCACUUAUUUUUUUUCAAAAUUUUUAUAAAUGUUGUUCUACGUGCAAUAACUGGUGCCGUGACAGAGCGAUGGUGGUAUGAACGACUGGUCAACAUGACUUACUCUCCUAAGACAAAAGUUCUUUGUUUAUGGCGGCGACAUGAGGACAAAGUUCACAUGCAUAAGUUCUACACAAAAAAGUGUCGUGAACUGUACCAGUGUAUGAAGAACGCCAUGGAGCGUGCAGCUGCUCGUGGUCGGGUUUCAGUGGAAGGUCGUGCACUCGGUGGUGAAUUUCCCGUGCAUGAUACUGAGAAGAACCAGGGUGGACUUCUACAAGUUCGAUGCGAUGGCGUUGCCAUUAUUUUUGAAAACAGUCAGCAGUUCAUUGAUCUGUCUAACAUCAAAAAAUGCAACACUUUUGGUGGCAACGUUUUCCUUCUCGAAGAGUAUGAUCGAAAGAAGAACGAACUCGUGCAACGACGGUACUACUCGCAAAUGGCAGAUCAGAUUUGUUACGCGGUGCUCUGUGUGUUCAGCUUCGCAGCAGCUGGACACAAGAAACCUGAGUGA